Molecule: messenger RNA, 1075 nt
Organism: Leptomonas pyrrhocoris
Lineage: Eukaryota; Euglenozoa; Kinetoplastea; Trypanosomatida; Trypanosomatidae
Exons: 1
Coding region: 185-1075 (296 amino acids)
Cellular component (GO): mitochondrion
Molecular function (GO): protein binding
Source: RefSeq, a predicted model, not a curated record
GCGUAUGCUCUCAUUUCUUUCUACCCAGUGCCGGUGCUAUCAUUUUAUUGACUGUGCCCAGAAAUCAAUCUUGGGAAGCUGAGAAGAAACCUGCAUUAUGAUGAUCACGACGACAGCACAGCAAUAGCUACAGCACAACAAUACAAGCUCACUUUUUUUUUGCCCUCUUUUUGCUCUAAACCUAAUGCGGUGUGCCAUGCGUGCAAGGUGUUUGCCCGCAGUGGCAACCUCCCCACUGCUUUUAGGUCGUUACUGGAAGUCCACCAGUGCCUCACCUGAACCGGGUCACGGCAAUGUAUCACCUCCCCCUCCUCCUUCCACACCGGCGACUGGUGUGGUACUGCCCGGCGUCGACCUCGCUCGCCGUGCGGUCGACCCGAGCCAAGAGUUCCCGACCACGUGGAGCGAGGAUGAGCCCCUAGCGCCCUCGGACCCACGCAUCGUGUGGCGCGAGCUGUAUUCGCUGGACGCCGAGAAGCCGUAUUAUCAAAACGUCAAAACAAUGGAGGUGACGUGGGACAUCCCCGACGGCUUCGUCACGCGCUUUCCGCGCCUGUACAAGUCAAACGGGUACCGCGUCGACGAGAGAGGCGCGGUGUUUCGAUCACAGGCAACCGCCGCGGCAGUUGACGACACUGCCACCAAACCGGGCGCCAAGACCGAUGGCGUGAACGCACUGACGUUAAAGCAGCGGGUAGCGACGUACGGCGCGGGUGGGCUUCUGUGGUAUCUCAUUAUCCACAGCAUUUCCUUUUUUGGCGUCUUCACCUGUCUGUACGUGUUUCGCAUCGAUUUGAUCGGCAUGGCGCGGUCGUACGGCUUCGAUGUGAAGCGAACCGCCGACGUCCCGGUAAGCGAGAACAAGCAGCCGCCUUUCUGGAAGACGUUUGUGGUCUCUAUCGUGCUGAACAAGAUGCUCGUCCCGGCGCACCUGCUCAUCACCGUUACCACCGCACCGAUUCUCGUACACCGCCUGGAGCCGAUUGCGGCGAAGCUGUUUCCUGCGGCGCGGGCAGUUGUCAAGUCCUUCGUCGGCAAGACGAAGAUACAACCACCACCAUCUGCAAAGGCGUAA